UUUUUCCUUCCUCUAGUUUACAAUGGAUUUUGGAUAAACAAGAUCUAUUGAAGGAACGCCAGAAAGACUUGAAAUUUUUGACUGAAGAAGAAUAUUGGAAACUACAGAUAUUUUUUACUAAUGUUAUCCAGGCUUUAGGUGAACAUCUUAAAUUAAGACAACAAGUUAUUGCCACUGCUACAGUCUACUUCAAGAGAUUCUAUGCCAGAUAUUCCCUAAAAAGUAUAGAUCCAGUAUUAAUGGCUCCUACGUGUGUGUUUUUGGCAUCCAAAGUAGAGGAAUUUGGUGUUGUUUCAAAUACAAGGUUGAUUUCUGCUGCUACUUCUGUAUUGAAAACUAGGUUUUCGUAUGCCUUUCCGAAGGAGUUUCCUUAUAGGAUGAACCAUAUACUAGAAUGUGAAUUCUAUCUCUUAGAAUUAAUGGACUGCUGUUUGAUAGUAUAUCAUCCUUAUAGACCUUUGCUCCAAUAUGUGCAAGAUAUGGGCCAAGAAGACAUGCUGCUACCUCUCGCAUGGAGGAUAGUGAAUGACACAUAUAGGACUGAUCUUUGUCUGCUGUACCCUCCUUUCAUGAUAGCUCUAGCUUGCCUACACGUGGCCUGUGUUGUCCAGCAGAAGGAUGCAAGGCAAUGGUUUGCUGAGUUAUCUGUUGAUAUGGAAAAGAUUUUAGAAAUAAUCAGGGUUAUUCUGAAGCUGUAUGAGCAGUGGAAGAACUUUGAUGAGAGGAAAGAGAUGGCUACUAUUCUUAGUAAAAUGCCUAAACCAAAACCACCUCCAAACAGUGAAGGAGAACAGGGUCCGAAUGGUAGCCAGAACUCUAGUUAUAGCCAAUCUUAAGACAUUCCAAAGAAUUUCUUUAUGGACCACUUUGACUCAAGACAUCCUGGGAUCUUUCCUGUGUUCAUGAAAUGGACAGAAGGUUUUAGUAACAUCUUUGACAAAGAACUUGAAGAAUAAAUAGCUUGUUUGUGUCAAGCAUUGUGAAAGCUUUUUCUCUAAAACUGCAUCAUUUUCUCUGACGCUGGAGCAAAUGUACUGAGGUUUUUCAGUGUAAGGAAUCAAACGUUAAACCAAGCUGCAAUAGAUUAACACUAUCCACUCAAAACAAAUAGUUCAUUAUUGGUUUUUGUUUGCUUUGAGAAAAUUGUAACUCGCCAUUGAAGUGAACUAUUUUUAAAGCGACAGUAACCUGAAGCCUAAGUGUAACUGUAUUAAUGGCCUGUGUUGUCUUCAUUUUGUUUGUGACUGAAGGAAGAUAGUGCACUGUAUGUUAAAUCUAUUCAUUACCUUGAGUUUUGUUAAUUUUUAAAAAAUAAAUAUGGAUUCUGUAACAAGUUAACACAGCAAUCCUUCAGAAACAAAGCUUAGAAGAGCCUACAAAAAAUAUUGUUACAGUUUUCAUGAGAGCUGCAGGAAAGAAAUUCAGUUCCUUUUUUGGAUUAGAGAGAUGCUGUUUUACUUGGUAGAUGUACUUGGAUGUUUUUGCCAUGAAGCAUAGUAGCCCAGCUUACCAGAGAAGUGCAAUAUGUAUAGUGAUUCUGCAGUUUUAAACAUUUCAAGUGUUAGGAAUUAAAAAAACCCCAACAUACUAUGAUUUUUUUUUUAAAGUAAAUGUACUGUAUAGUACAAUUGGAAUAUGUCACAAUCGAGUACAAAUCUGGGUGUGAUUGCUAUUUUUUAUGGUGGAUUUUAUUUGUACAAAAGAUAUACACUGUUAGUCUGCCUUCACUGUUAGCGUGAAUUUGUGUGGUUCAUUAGGGAGUUUAUUUAAGAGGAUCAAGCUUUCGGUGAGCUUCAUACUGGCUAAUUUUAAUUGUGACGUUAGGAACAACUCUUUAGAAUAACUGAAAUGGGAUUCCUUGGUUAACUGUGUGCUGGAGAAAAUGAGAUUCCUUCGAACAGGCCAUAUCCUGUGUUCCUUACUCAGGCAGAUAUCCCACUGAAGUCAGGAAUUGGCCUAAAUCGAAUUUCUUGGUUUUUAGGUAACUUCAUUUCUAAUUAAGUUAUGUACAACUUCAUUUUGAAUGAUAAUGCCAACUUGCCCAAGUAUAAAAAUUGAAUGAUAAAGUGCAGUA
Molecule: messenger RNA, 2074 nt
Organism: Balearica regulorum gibbericeps (East African grey crowned-crane)
Lineage: Eukaryota; Metazoa; Chordata; Aves; Gruiformes; Gruidae
Source: RefSeq, a predicted model, not a curated record